AUGCAUAUAUAAGAACAAGUACAAAUUAUGAAUAUGGAUCAUCCUCAACGUGUAAUACAAUGAGUAGGUCCAAUUUUGGCCAAAAUUUGAGCAAUAACAUGUUGAGUAACAGCUGCAUUGGAGUUCAAGAAUUUGGAGAUUAUAAUGAGCUUCCAUUAGACUAUAAAGAUUGGAGUAACGAGGAUUAUUCAAAGUGUUUAAAUGACUUGUUGAAUCAGAGUGUUGCAGCAUUGUACUAUGGUUAUUUGCCAAAUCUAGGAUUCGACGUGAUUAAGAUGGCUAAAAAUCCCAAAGCCUCGCGAUUAUUGCAAAAGUUUCUUGAGCUGAAUAAUUAUUACUACAUACAAAGGAUACUUAAUGAGGUUCUUGAUUCUUUUUUUGAGGUGAUGAUCGAUGAAUAUGGACAUGUUUUCUUCCUAAAACUCUUUGAAUUCUGCAACGACGAACAGAUAAAACUAAUUCUCAGAACAUUUCACUUCAAUGUUGAUUUGUUUUUACAAACAGCCUUUAUGAAAUACGGGUGAGUAAAGCUUUUUGUUAAGUACUUCACUUUUUUUAAUAUUGGCCUACUUUAACAUUUUUUGCCUUUUGAUUUUGACAGUUCAAAGACCAUUCAAAUGCUAAUUAAAAGCUUCAAAAAGAAACCUUUGGCCAAGUAUUGCUCAGAAAUUGUGUCUUUGAAGUUAGUUGAACUGAUGACUCAUCGAACAGGACGAUACGUUGUUGAACAGUGUUUCCAUGUCUUCAAUGAGAAGCAGAAUGAGGUUUUGUACCGUGGGAUUAUUAGUUGUUUCAAAGAAUUGGCUACAAAUGAAAGUGGAUGUGCAUCUUUGAAUGUUUGCAUCAAUUGUAUCACCAACCCUCUCAAAAGGGAGCUACUUGAAAAAAUUGCAAACCAGUCAGGUUACCUUGCCAAUGAUCCUUGGGGGAACUUUGUUGUGCAGCAUGUUCUUGAACUUGGGGACGAAGAGAUUUCAAGUAAAGUAUUCAGCCAACUUGAGAAGCAGUACUUAACACUAGCCUUCAAAAAAGGUGGUAGCCAUGUUGUUGAGAAAUGCAUAGAGUCAUCAAAAUCUGGAAUGAUUUCAGUGGUUGAUGUUCUUCUAACUGAUGAUAAAGCACUAGUUCAACUUGCCAAAGAUCCCUUCGGCAAUUAUGUGAUUCAGAAAGCAUUGAAAUCCACAAAGGAGUAUGGAGAGGAAACGCGACAUCAAGCUCUAGCCGGAGUUCUAAUGGCACAUAGUUCGUUUCUUGUACACAACAAACCUGGGAAACAUGUGAUCUUCAUUAUCAAAAGUCUAAAUCCAGUUUUUCAGAGAGCCUGGAAUUCAUAAUCAACACAGUGUUGAGGAAGACAAUCUUGUUUCUGUGUUUUUUGUUUAUGUUACUUCUGUGUAAUCUGUCUCUUCUGUUAGUACUUUGUAACACACAAGGGUGAAUUUGAGAUGAUGCAAAUCAGUGUUCUAAAAUUGUAGUUAGCCGUCAGAAACUAGGAUUUGUUUGAGAUUUGUAGUAUGGCAUUUUGGGUGGUAAUAUUUUGUAAGAGCUUUGUUUAUCUAUAUUG
Molecule: messenger RNA, 1564 nt
Organism: Lycium ferocissimum
Lineage: Eukaryota; Viridiplantae; Streptophyta; Magnoliopsida; Solanales; Solanaceae
Product: putative pumilio homolog 16
Exons: 4
Coding region: 618-1334 (238 amino acids)
Biological process (GO): post-transcriptional regulation of gene expression
Cellular component (GO): cytoplasm
Molecular function (GO): mRNA binding
Source: RefSeq, a predicted model, not a curated record